Messenger RNA from Asparagus officinalis (garden asparagus), 2428 nucleotides. RefSeq names its product putative pentatricopeptide repeat-containing protein At3g01580. Bases 25 to 2280 code for a protein of 751 amino acids. The transcript has a single exon. Lineage: Eukaryota; Viridiplantae; Streptophyta; Magnoliopsida; Asparagales; Asparagaceae. The record is from RefSeq and is a predicted model, not a curated record. Gene Ontology annotation, biological process: RNA modification. Gene Ontology annotation, molecular function: RNA binding; protein binding.
UCAUCUCCCGCCGCGAUUGCAAAUAUGAUUAUCUCUGCACAUUUCCCCAUUCUCGAACCCUCAAUAUCCACUAUUCAUCUCUUUGACCCUCAUUCACAACUGAAAAAACCCUCAAUUUCCAAAUCCCUCAACCUUCACAAUCCCCAAAAAACUCAACAAACUCUCUCCAAAAGUCUCUCCAAAACAAUCUCAAAACCCCAAACUCCCCAAAUUACUCAUGCCCACCAUCUGAGACACCUAAUAGAGACCAAGAAUCUCGCCGCCGCCAAGAAUUUUUACUUCAAAGCCAAAAGGGCAGGAACCCAAUUCGGUAUUGUUCUUGAAUCUAUAUUAAUCGAUGCUUUAAUGAAAGCUGGAUUGAUUGCUGAUGCAUUCAAAGUGUUCGAUGAAAUGCCCGAGAGAAAUGUGGUAACUUGGACUUCAAUGAUACGAGGGUGUGUUCAUAGUGGGGAUUCGAUUAGCGGGCUCUGUCUUUUUAUUGAGAUGCUUGAAUCCGAUGUGAUUGCUAAUGAAUUCACACUGUCUGCUGCUCUGCUGGCCUGCACUGAGCUCGCAGCAUUGAACUUUGCAAGCCAGAUUCUUUCCUUAAUUAUUCGUUUGGGUAUAGAGAGUGAUUCCCGGAUUAGAAUUUGUUUGAUAGGCCUAUAUUCUAAUUGUGGAUUGAUGAAUGAAGCUGCUAGAGUGUUUGAUAGAAUGGGGGCAGUAGAUCUGGUGGGUUUUACUUCUUUGAUAUCGGGUUUUUGUAGGAACAAAAUGUUUGAUUCGGCUGUUAGAGUUUUUGGUCAGAUGAUUGAUCGAGGGGUUCAUCCCAAUGAACACACGAUCACAAGUAUUCUUACAGCUUGUGGACCUCUUCUUGGUAAACAAAUCCAUACUUACAUGAUAAAGACAAUGAUCAACCAAAGUGUUUACUCUUCUAGUGCUUUAAUUGAAAUGUAUUCCAGAAAUUAUGAGUUCAACAUGGCGAAAUUGGUGUUUGAUGAAUUGGAUGAUAAGAAUGUUGUUACUUGGAGUUCGAUGAUCUCUUGCUGCCUUCAUAAAGAGAGUGUAGAUGAGGCAUUGAAAUUGUUCGAGGAAAUGGUUUUGGAGGGUAUAAAGCCUAAUGAGUUUACAUUUGCAACUGUUAUCGGGGCAUGUGGGUUGUUCUCGGGAUCCAUCAAAUUGGGUCAGCAACUGCAUUGCUUGGUAAUUAAGCUGAAUUUUGCUAUAGAGAAUCGUAUUUCGAAUGCUUUAAUUACAAUGUACUCAAGAAAUGGUGACGUUAAGGACUUGGAGAAGGUUUUCAAGAGAACCAAAAACCGUGAUGUGGCAUCCUGGUGUGCUGUUGUAUCUGGCUAUUUCCAAAAUGGUUUCCAUGAGAAAUCGAUAAGAUUACUAGUUGCUAUGCAUAAUCAAGGGGUUACACCUAACGAAUAUGGACUCUCUAGUGCACUAAGUUCUUGCAGUAACCUUGCAGUCUUAGACCAAGGAAAGCAAUUCCAUUGCCUUGCUCUGAAAUUAGGGUGUGCCUUCGAUGUCUGCACAGGGAAUGCGUUAGUAAACAUGUACGCGAAAUGUGGUAUUCUCGAUGACGCAAGAUUGGCUUUCGAUGUGAUGACCACCCAUGAUGUCAUGUCAUGGAAUUCGUUGAUUCAUGGAUAUGCACAUAAUGGGCAUGGAAGAACCGCAAUCAAAGUGUUUACUGAGAUGGUGGAAAUGAACCUCUUGAUACCUGAUCAUUCAACAUUUCUAGCAUUAUUGGUAGCAUGUGGUCACAUUGGUCAUGUGGAUGAUGCAAUCAAAUAUUUUAGGGUUAUGAAGGAUCUUUAUGGCAUUAACCCAUCCUCCUCUCACUAUGCAUGUAUGGUUGACAUGAUGGGCCGAGCUGGUCUUUUUAAAGCAGCUAUUUGUAUAAUAGAACAAAUGCCAUUUGAGCCAGAUGUUUUGAUGUGGAAAACAUUGCUAGGGUCUUGUAAAUUACACGGAAAUCUUGAACUAGGGAAAAUUGCGGCGAAAAAAGUUCUUGAAUUAACUCCAGAUGAUUCUGCAGGUUAUAUUCUUUUAUCGAAUUUACAUGCUAUGCACAGGGAAUGGAGGGAAGUAAAGAGAGUUAGGCUGAUGAUGGACGAGAGGGGAGUGAAGAAGGAUGCUGGAUGGAGUUGGAUUGAGGUAAAGAGUGAGAUACACGCUUUCAUUGCAAAUGAUGAAUCUCAUCCAAAAUCUGAAGUAAUAUAUCAGAGAUUGGUGGAGUUGUACGAGGUAAUCCGAGAUGAAGUAUGUUCAACUGAAUCUGGACUCUGAGUAUAUACAUGCCGAUUCGGGUAUUUAACAAUGAACAUAUGAAGACGGGGGUAAGGAUCACAACUGUACAAAAUUUAUUUUGUCAUAGAAUUAUUUUUCUUUGUACAGACUAAAGUAUAUAACAAAAUCCUCACUGGUUUAUUUUUUU